Messenger RNA from Eremomyces bilateralis CBS 781.70, 3551 nucleotides. RefSeq lists its product as uncharacterized. Lineage: Eukaryota; Fungi; Ascomycota; Dothideomycetes; Eremomycetales; Eremomycetaceae. The record is from RefSeq and is a predicted model, not a curated record. Bases 449 to 3409 code for a protein of 986 amino acids. The transcript is spliced from 8 exons.
UUGAGUCCUUCCAAUUCCUGACUCCAAUCAUUUAUGAUAUAUGAUACAUAUCCCAAUGGCGCCAUACGCGUGAAAGCGGUCGGAACAUACACCAGUACACUAGCGCGUUCGCCUUAUUCCACCCGUUUGGCUCUCGCAGGUCUCUAGACAGUGGCUGCACUUGAGCACCUUAGUUCCAACAUUCUUACUUCUUAGUUAUAACUUAUAUGCCGUCUUGCUCUAUUUUCGGCCUUGGUCGAGCUCCUAUGUCCGUGCUGACCCAAGCUGUUUCGUCGCUUCUAGCAAACCGCAAACAUAAUGGUGUGCGAUCAUUACAAUUGUGUAACUCAGUUCUCCAACCGCAUUGGCCUGCUUUCCUGUCCUUCAAGUUAUACUUUGCGAGAGUUUGCUGUCAAAACUCCCAAUCUAUCUGAAUGUGGUGCGGGAAGUCAACGUUUCUUUCCUGGAGAUGGCCUCGCCCGGAUCGAGUUCCCGUCACUCGCGCAACCGAUCAAGAUUCGUUGAGGAGUUUGGCGAUGCGGUACCUCCCGCCGAAAAUGACGGUACCUGGAUGCCUUCUCCGCGACGUACUUUAAUCGACAGCAGAAGAGUCUCCAUGUCUUCACCAGACAUUGGAGGGAACGGCUGUGCGAAGCUGAAAAGCAGGGACAAAUCCAGCGCAGCGUAUAGUCAGCCAGCCUUAUCAUAUACGGAGCAAACGGCCGGUCUGGGAAUUGAAGGAACGGAGAACAUAUCUCCAGUAGAUACAUUCGCCAGGGAAGGACAACCCCGACCUAGCUUUUCUGCACAAUCUCCAGUCAGUCCGGUCAGGCCGGCUAGUCGACUCCAAACACCACGAAACAGCACGGAUCAAUUAACAGGAGUGCCCAUUGUAACGAGGCGAUCGACGAUGGAUACAGACCAUCAAUCAUUAUUACGGGCAUCGGAUGGGUUCAUGUCAAUCUCUGGCUCUCCAAACAUAACAUCCCCCGAUACCGAAAGAUCCAAUACAACUCCACCGUCUCCAGGGCCCGCCAGUCCUCUCUUAUUACCUCUAUCCUUUAAUCCUAAUGACGACACAUUCUCUGACAGGAGCAAGCAUGACUCGCAAAACAUGGAGUCAGGGCCGAAUCCCCACGACAGGUCGACCCCAAGCUGGCAUUUCAGCAUCCCUUACGAUGGAAGCGGCUAUCAAGUGCCACCCGACCAGGCAUUCGACGAUCACUCCAGAGGUGACAACAUCCAGAGCAUUGGCACAACCGGCUCAGCGAAUGAUGUCGACCGUAAAACCACCGAUUCUUCCCAGGCCAAAAGCCCAGGUGCCGUCCAAAGUUCUAGAUGGCUCUCAAUAACGAUCAUCGUCCUUUGCGUAAUCUCAACCAUCCUCUCCGCAAUGUACUUCAUCAUCGCAGCAAAGGGGCCGCGAUACGGAUGGAUACGGACCAAGGGAUCGUUGACAUUCUCCAGUGCGUCCAUCAUCACUACUUUAUUUGCGAAAUUGAUUGAGCUGUCGUUCGUCGCAAUUUUCGUGACUUUCCUUGGGCAAGUGUUAAGCCGCAGGGCGUUUAGUCGUGGGGGUAAAGGGGUUAGUUUGGCUGAGAUCGGAAUGAGGGGCUGGAUACUGCAGCCUGGGACAAUGAUUACCCAUCCAAAGACCGUGCGAUACGCCGGAUGGUCCAUCUUGGGGGUACUAAGUCUGGUUGCAGCACUCUUGAGCACAUUCUAUACCACUGCCGCGAACGCUCUAGUUGCACCUCAACUUAAGUUUUCGGACUGGGAGUCCAAGGUGAUGAAAGGUGCGAUUCGGACCUCGUUCGGAAAUGCACACUAUCUAGCACAGACCUGCGAAUCCCCACCGGCUAUUCGAUUGACGAGCGGAAAAGACGAAGACGUGGAGGCUAACACUUGCAUGGAAAUAUCGUAUGCCUCUCAGUGCUACCAUAAUUUCAUCACGUAUCUUUCCGAAUGGUCACAUUUUUCAGCCACAGGCGUCGGCAGGGUGGACCAGGGGAAGCGGCCAACGGGAGUUGGAUCUCUCUACGAGGACACCACCAUAAAGGCUCAAUGGAUCGAUAACCGUAACCUCACAUCCGAUAGCGAGGCCUUUGGUCGCGUUUUGAACAAUGUGAGCCUGGCAUUCCCUCAUGUCGGAGUAGUUCAAUCCGCGCGAGACCAAGUCAAUCAGAUUCUACAACCGGAGGAUCUUGAUGGAAUAGGGUCGUAUUUUCUGCAAGCCUCGGUCCUGUCUCCCGUCAUUAAUGUUCUUUGCGCGAAUAUGAAAGAGCGCGAGCUGGAGCCAAUCGUAUAUGAGGCCUGGCCGAAUGCGAAUAUAUCGGGUCUUGCUCAAGGUUGGCAUGAAUCCAAACUGGCCAAUAUCACAGACUGGCCUCAGAUUAAUCGGACGGUUGUGGACGAAGUGUUCGGGUGGGGCCCUGAGAAUGGCCAGUAUCCUCCAAUUUUCCCAAAAUAUCCAGAAGAUUACAACACUGUUCUGAAUAACACCUUCCGUUACGGGCGUGACUCGAUCUAUUUGCUGGGACGAGGCUCUCCAUCGUUCGCGACGAACCAGUCUUACGUCCUUUGUCAGUUGCGUACUUAUCAGACUGCUAAAUGCAGCACUACCUUCUCUGCUGCUUCCAGUGGCACCAAAUUGGAGGCCGAAUGUGCGGAUGAUAAUGAGCGUGCCUAUAAGCACUUCAACCCCCUUUUCCCGGCCGGUAACGCAACGGCCAGUAAAGAUUGGCCGUGGGUUGCUUCAGGGAUCGGAAGCGCUUUAGCUCUGAAUGCAGGUAUUUCGGAUGCGAACGCCGCAACCGCUCGGCUCCUGAUGCAACUCGCGAUGUCUGAUUCCAUGACUACACUUGAUCCCGCUCGACCGAGCCUCGCUGAAUCCUUGGCUGUACUCACUGGCGCAAGCGUAUUGAUGGGUGCUAAAGAUACCCCGUUUCACCCUGGCUUUGAAUAUACCCUUCCCCCGGACCUACACAACAUCCUGCCGUCACCCAUAUACCAGGAGUUCAUGGCCUUGAUUCGAUCCCAGCAAUACGCCUCCGGUGGAACGCUUUCGGGCCAGCAAGCAUUCCAUGUCGUCCUCCUGCUGGUCUUUCUUUCAAACUUCACCAUUCUCAUCUACUUCCUCUUCCACCGUGGCCGCCUGAUAAAAGAUUUCUUCGAUCCGACGAACCUCUUCGCCGUUGCUGUAAACUCACAACCGCCCAAGACGAUGAGUGGUACCAGUGGUGACGGACCGAGUGGGGAGCAGAUGAGGGCGCCUUGGUACAUUAGCGAAGAAGAGAAGCAUUGGUAUGCCAUUUCGGACGAACCAAAGGACGCGAAGCAUGCAUGGAGUGAUGAACUUCAGGGGCGGGAACUUGAAAACGGUACUAAUAAACGUAGAUGGCAAGUGCCAAGCAGCAAAAGCUUAAAAUGAAAAGCACGCCGUUGGAUGACAUUUUCCGCAGUGUUGGUAUGGUUGAGGCGCUGCCGUCGUUGAGUCGGCGUAAGCCGUAACUAAUAUUAAUAAUAAUUGCCAGUCAUGGACAUUUUCCCCUUAGUUUUGAGCACUUACCCGU